Messenger RNA from Medicago truncatula (barrel medic), 825 nucleotides. RefSeq lists its product as uncharacterized. NCBI's taxonomy places the organism in Eukaryota, Viridiplantae, Streptophyta, Magnoliopsida, Fabales, Fabaceae. The record is from RefSeq and is a predicted model, not a curated record. The transcript has a single exon. Bases 1 to 825 code for a protein of 274 amino acids.
AUGAAUAUAUUCUUCUGGAAUGUACGAGGUAUUGGUAAUGUUGAUACCCGUAUUACUUUACGGAAUUUAUUUUUAACUCAUAGGCCUUUGCUCCUGUUUAUUGCGGAACCAAUGAUUGAUAUUUCCCAAAUCCCGGCUUGGUAUUGGCAUAGUAUUGGUGUUCUAAAAUUCUGUGUUAAUGAUAGAGGCUCUCUGCUUCCUACUCUUUGGGUGCUUUGGGGAAGAGACAUCAGCCCUUCCAUCAUUUUUGUUUCCUCCCAAUGUAUUGUCUUGGAAAUUUUAUUUCAGCAAGUUAAUGUUUAUGUUGCCGGAAUCUAUGCAAGCACAUCUUAUUUGUCUCGCCGUCAUCUUUGGGCUGACCUCACGCGUCUUAUUGGUAUGUAUCACCGCCCCUGGCUUUUUGUGGGGGAUUUUAAUGCUGUUUUAGGGGGGCAUGAGAAGCGGGGUCGUCGGCCUCCUCCUUCGUUAUCUUGUUCGGACUUUCUUCAAUGGUCGAAUGCCAACUUAUUAUCGCAUCUUCCUUCCUUUGGAUCUUUCUUCACUUGGUCUAAUGGGAGGCUUGGUUUAGAGAACGUCGCCCUCCGCCUGGAUAGGGCCAUUUGUAACGUUGAUUGGUUGAAUGCUUGGCAGCGCACGUCCUGUAGUUCUCUAGUUCGUCAUCACUCGGAUCAUCAUCCUCUUCUAAUCUCUGUUGACGGUCACGGUGUUAGAAAUGCAGCCCCUUUCAAAUUUUUCAAGACAUGGACCACUCAUGAGGAUUGUAGGCGCCUUGUUUUGGAGUGUUGGUCCAAACAUGUCCGUGGUAGUGGUAUGGUUCGUAUUUAA